AUGUCAAAGGCGUUUGCUGCUCGUCUGCUGAAGACGGACGGCUGCCGCUCUAAGCCCUUCCACUCGCCCUUUGCUGCUGCUGUGCUCAAGAAGUUCGGGUGGACUGAGAGGCCAAGAUACUCUGCAAGGGGAGUGGUGCAGCAGCAACGCAAAGAGACACAAGAAGAAACAGACGACGAAGACACUAGCGCCGCCAGCAGCAAGAAAGCCAAGAAGCAGCAGCAACAGCAGCAGCAGCAGCAGCAGCAGUGCCUCAUAGAGGAAGAGGCAGGGCCGCAGCAAAUAAAAAGCAAAAAAAGAAAAAGACGAAAGAGAGAAAGUGAAGUUGAAGACACAGAGGACCCGGCAGCAGCAGCAGCAGCAGCUGCUGCAGAUGCAGCAGCACAAGAGGAUGCAGCAGCAGAUGCAGCAGCAGAUGCUGCAGCAGCAGAUGCAGCGGCUGACGACGUGCGACCGAAGAAGACAAAGAAAAAGAAAAAACACCGGCAGCAGCAGGAGGAGGAGGAGCAGCAGCAGCAGGAGCAGCAGCAGCAGCAGCAGGAAGAGGAGUCACAGGUAGCAGAGUCUGAGGAAGCAGCAGCAAAGAGACGCAAAAAGGAAAAGAAACGUUUGGCAAGGCUCGCAGCGCAGCAGCAGCAAGAGGGCCAUGCUGCAGUAGCUGCAGCAGCUGCAGCAGAUGCAGCAGAUGCAGCAGCAACAGCAGCAGAUUUGUGA
Eimeria tenella is the source of this 714-nucleotide messenger RNA. Its product is annotated as G-patch domain-containing protein, putative. The record is from RefSeq and is a predicted model, not a curated record. Bases 1 to 714 code for a protein of 237 amino acids. Lineage: Eukaryota; Apicomplexa; Conoidasida; Eucoccidiorida; Eimeriidae. The transcript has 3 exons.